CCGCCUACAUAUACAUGUGCUCGGUGAAUAUUGUACUUCCCAGGUACACCAAUAAUUGUUUUAUUGAAUGGUUGUAUAAUCUAAGACAUCGGAGCUUCUGAAAAGAUACCUGGUCGGCCGUCUUUGUUUACAAUUAGUGUGCAAAACCUAGUCGAAAGUGAUUAAAGACUGAGUUUUCAUUUGACGACCAAAAUAUCGAAUCAAUUUGCAAAUUCCUAAUUCUUUUUUGGUCUGAUGUUGAAUAAAAUUAAGUAUUAUAAUCACUUUGAAAGCACGUAGAAGUGAAUAUAACGUUCUUUAUGGUUAUUUGAAUCUCUGUGAGCAGAAAGCUUAGAAUUAUUCAAUUGUAGGAUAAUGUAUAUUAUUAUAAACUCCUUUCUGACAGUCACCCUGAUAGUAGAUACGUAGUUAUAGAGACUGUUAAGAAAAUUAAUUACUGACAUCAUAGGGUCACGUCGGGUAUUGGUAGUUCUGAUCAUCAUACGGGUCACGCCGGAUAUUGGUAGUUCUGGUCAUCAUAUGGGUCACGUCGGGUAUUGGUAGUUCUGAUCAUCAUAUGGGUCACACCGGGUAUUGGUAGUUCUUGACGUAAACAAUUUUUGUAACGUGUACUUAAAGUGGAAUAAAUUUUCUUCCAACUUUAUUUUAGAAAAUAGCAAUGUCAUUGUGAUAAAUGAUUAUAUGCUUUAAAAAAGAAAAGAAAAAAGUGUCUACGACGUUGUAAGCAUGUUUCGGGGUUGUUGGUAAUGUAAUUAGUCGGAGUAAAUAGCUCAUUGUAGAGCUGAGUCUCUUGUUCAAGAUCUCAAUAUCUUCCCUUUAUAAAAAUCAAGGAUACAUAUUUUCCUUUCGAAACCAAACUAAUAUUUUCAUAGUCUGUUUUAGUCUUCAUGCUGUAUUCAGUCCACUUUAGCAGAGAUGACUGCUUAUCUCGUCGUUAUGCUGUCCAUCAUUUCGGUGACGUCAGCUCAGCAAUAUCCGUUUCAUGUUGAUAUUCUUGUGGAUGCUGAAGAUGAUGAACAUAUCAACCAUUUAACAAAUGAAUUCUUUAACUCUGACCGAAUAUCGUCAUGGGCUGUGGAAGGUGUCAGUCCUGUAACCUUUGCUGUACAUACAAAAAAUGAAACUCCGGGUAUACACAGUUUCACUGAGAAAAACAGCACCUCCUCUGCAUAUAUUGAUAUGAGAAGGAAACCCUCCGAUUUGCUAUGCGUAUUAGCCAGGAGUAUCGGUGUGGCGUACGUACGGACCCGUCCAGCGAUAUCCAAUGCCUGUCAGUCCACUAUACAAAUUAGACCAUCAGUGACCGAUUACAUGGACAUCGCCCAUCAAAUCUUUAAGUACAAUGACAGUGAUUUCGAAUCGGUCAUCUAUAUUACGGAUCAGAUGUACGAUUUUGACCUCAGCAUUUUUCAAAAGAGAUACAAUGCAUCUUUAAAGAUCAUGAUGUUUACCAUGAAUAAUAGCAGUGUAACCUCUCACGUCAAGUGGCUUGUCACUGAUGGCAACACGGAAUUUUUCAUCAUGUUUGCCUCUGGUCAUGCCAUUAGGGACAUGCUUCAAACUAUUUCGAAGCUGACAAACCAUAAAGUAACAAGGAAAGAUAACUGGAUAAUGAUGCCAUCUGACGAAGCUGAUUGUCCUGAAAUUCCUAAUCUAGAUCUCUCCGUAGUGUGUGUUCGACAUGAUUUUGCUAAAGACCCGGAUAUUGAUACAAACUUUAAAUAUUUAAACGAUAUUUUCCUUUUGAGAAGUCUGCGUUUAUUUGAGAAUGCUGUUAAGUCUUUCUUUCCAUCUUCCGCUCCCACUGAGUUGUAUCCACUGAGGCAGCUGGCAUGGCACGUAUAUCAUUCAACGAUGAAAAUAAAGUUGGACGUUGACGUAAUGAGAAUCGAAAAAAUUAAAAGGAAAUCAAAAGUCCACCGCCAAGUGAUAGGAAACUGGACACAUGCGACAGACGUAGCUUUAACAACCCAACCUUUCAUUUACACCUCAGCAUCUCAACUGACUGCCGUCACUAACCAUGAGCCGCCAUUUGUAGAAAAGAUUGUAAAUGAGAGUGGAACUUUUUUCCAUGGCUACACCAUUGACGUCCUGAACAAGAUUGCGGAGGAAGUCGGAUUCACGUACGUGAUCCGUGAGGCUUAUGACAAACAGUAUGGUCUGGCCCUACCUGAUGGUUCUUGGACAGGGAUUGUGGGGGAGGUCCAAAGAGGGGAAGCAGAUCUUGGGGUAGGCCCUAUCUCUGUCACAGCAGAGAGAGAACAAGUCAUUGAUUUCACCAAUCCUUACUAUGACUACGCCGGUCUUCAGAUACUAAUGAGUGGCACCAUUGCCUCUAGUUCUAUGUUUGGUUUCGUUGACGUCUUUGAUGGGCCUGUGUGGCUUGCCUGGUUUGGUUUUCUCGGUUUGACAGGAAUCCUGCUGUACGUUUUCCACAUUUUGAUCUAUCGUGUUUUCUCCAAAGAGAAGGAAAGGGAUAAAGACAAAGUAUUCACUAUCAGUGAUACACUUUGGUUUCUUAUUUCAUCCAUCACCAUAUACGGACCAGACAAAACCCCAGGAACAUUUGCAGGGCGUGUUCUAGUCAUUGGGUUUUGGUUCUUUUGUCAAAUCAUGAUGGCGACAUACACAGCAAAUCUGGCCGCAUUCAUGACAUCCAAAAGAUUGACAACUGAAAUCCACUCCCUGAAUGAACUAGCAUCCCAAAAUGUUAUCAAAUACUCGGCUGUCGCUGGGACUGUCAGUGAAGCUUACUUCACCCGGAUGAAACGCAUUGAAGACAACUUCUUCGAAAUGUGGAAAAACAUGAGCUACUCAGAGAGCCAAAGUAGAGAUGACCUCACGGUCUGGGACUAUCCGUUAGAUGACCUUUAUUCAAGAAUACUUUCUCAUAUCAAUGAAACCAGAUUUCUGAAAACAUCUAAAGAGGGUGUAGACCGUGUCCUUGCUGGGGGAUUUGCGUUCAUUCACGAAACUCCGAUGAUUAAGUACGAGAUGACAAAGUACUGCAAUUUAAUCUCUGUGGGAGACGUUUUCAGCGCCAAACCGUAUGCCUUUGUUCUGCAGGAAAAUUCUCCUCUAAAGGAAGCAUUUAAUGCAAAAAUACUAGAACUUCAAGCCGAUGCAUACUUUGAACAAAGGAAAGAAGUGUGGUGGUCCCAGUCUGUAUUGUGUCCCAAGGAGGAUGAUUCCACAACUGGUCUCCCCUUCAGAAAUCUCAGCGGUGUUUUCAUUCUUACCGGGGCGGGGUUUGCCACGGGGUUUCUAAUACUGGGAAUUGAAUGUAUUGUCUUCAGAUGGAAGAAAAGAAAGGAACCAAAAGAGGCACCAAAGGAGGCGUUUGACCCACCUAUGAAUGAAUCUCCUUUCUUAACCCGAUUAACUUCCCUGAAGUCUUUUUUCAUAAAAAGCAAGAAUACAUCUUCUAAAAUAGAUCUUACCAUGUCGGAAGUUGAUUAGGGAGGGGAAUGGAUAUUACCAUGGCUGAAGAAGAUUAAACAGGAUAUUUUAGACGUCGAUUAUAGAAAAUGUUGUUGUCUUGUUACAAAUUCGAGUUUUUGCUGCAUCAUUUUGAAACCCAAUUAUUUAAGUUUAAACGGACCCAAACUGAAGGUUCUGAUGAU
Messenger RNA from Ostrea edulis (European flat oyster), 3623 nucleotides. Its product is annotated as ionotropic receptor 25a-like. Gene Ontology annotation, biological process: synaptic transmission, glutamatergic; modulation of chemical synaptic transmission. The transcript has 13 exons. Bases 916 to 3459 code for a protein of 847 amino acids. The record is from RefSeq and is a predicted model, not a curated record. Gene Ontology annotation, molecular function: glutamate-gated receptor activity; transmitter-gated monoatomic ion channel activity involved in regulation of postsynaptic membrane potential. Gene Ontology annotation, cellular component: plasma membrane; postsynaptic membrane. NCBI's taxonomy places the organism in Eukaryota, Metazoa, Mollusca, Bivalvia, Ostreida, Ostreidae.